UAUUUCCCACUUUCUAUAGUAAAACACAAGCAACUCUUUUACUCAUCAUCAUGGGGAAUUAUAGGUUUAGAUUAUCAGAUAUGAUGCCAAAUGCUUGGUUUUACAAGCUCAAAGACAUGGCCAAAAGCAGCAGCAGAAGACAUAGCCACACAACUUCAUCAUCAAAUCUACAACUAGACAAAAAAAGACAACCCCAUAACCUUGGUUGUCAAAGAAAAUCAUAUUACAUUUCAAGAAACCUCACUAUUUCUAGUCCCAUCUCUUCUAACAGUCCAAAACUCGAUCACAAUGUUCACAUCACUGAGCCAUCAAGGAAGUCUUACAAGAAAAGGCGUAGUACGAAUUUCAGGAGGAGAAAUUCUCCUAAACCUGUCAAUUCCUCUGCUUCUGUUGAAUCUGUCUGGACUAAACCUGAUUCAACCCCUGAACAAUACCCAAAUUCAUCGUCUUCCUCGUCGUCGUCCUCAUCACCAUCUUCAAUUUUGACUCAAAAAUCAAACCCCAUUACUUCAGUUUCACCGUCUUGUGACUGUAGAACUGAUUACACGAAUCAAAAUUCAGCCAAUCUUGAUCACUCUGUUUCCAAAAUUGACCUUCCUCGUAUCAUAACCAAGCCCGAAAAAUUCAACGAAAAGAUCCGAGAAAAACAGAGGAUUGUGAAACAAGAACAGAGGAUAGUGAGAAGAGUAUCAACAAAUGGUGUGAAGCUGAGAACAAAUUCACCAAGAAUAACAACAACAACAACAAACAGCAGAAAGAGUGUUUCAUCAAAAAGAACAAGUGUUACGACAGACAGCUUUGCAGUGGUGAAAUCAUCAAGAAAUCCUCAAAAAGAUUUCAGAGAAUCAAUGGUGGAAAUGAUAAUUGAGAAUAAUAUAACAACAUCAAAGGAUUUGGAAGAACUUCUUGCUUGCUAUCUUUCAUUAAAUUCAGAUGAAUAUCAUGAUAUAAUCAUCAAAGUAUUCAAGCAAAUCUGGUUCGACAUCACUGAAAUUCGACUCAAGUAAAUACUAGUAUAAGAAUCUAUGUAUUAAUUUUUAUCUGUCUAAUACAUAAACGUUAGUUUCACUCGUAUCUAUAUUCAGUAACUUUUCUAUAUGUACAAAUAAAUAUUUAAAUUAUUAAACAAUCAGA
Solanum pennellii is the source of this 1134-nucleotide messenger RNA. RefSeq names its product transcription repressor OFP2-like. Gene Ontology annotation, biological process: negative regulation of DNA-templated transcription. NCBI's taxonomy places the organism in Eukaryota, Viridiplantae, Streptophyta, Magnoliopsida, Solanales, Solanaceae. Gene Ontology annotation, molecular function: DNA binding. The record is from RefSeq and is a predicted model, not a curated record. The transcript has a single exon. Bases 51 to 1007 code for a protein of 318 amino acids.